AUGUUUGACACAUUUACGAGGCGGCUGCUGGCAUCUCAGAGCCCAAGUUCAUCUCAAAGUAUUUGUCUCCAGACGCUUUAAUUUACCACAAUAACAGCUAAAAAGAAAAUGAGUGUGUGCAGGUAAAAACUUGAGCACGCAGGCAUGUGUGUCAACAUGUAUAAAUACAGGCAAACUCCCAGCCGCCGCUGGCUAACGAAGGCUGACAACUGCAUUGGGGUUUGACCGGGAUGUCGCUGCAGCCGAUGUGACAACUGGACAGCCAGCCAGGCAGCCUCUGCCUACAAAUACACACGCAAACAAGUGUGAGCAUCGUCCUGAUUUCUGAUAUGAAGCGUAAAUAUUCUCAUCAGCAUGUAAUCCAUAAACACAGGUAGUUACCGCUGAGCUGAGGUGAUGUGUGCAGAUGUUGAACCAUCACAGAGAACAUCAGGAUGAGAUAGUGUUAAUGUUAUUUUUUUUCAUUGUUUGUCUUUCAGUGGCUGAGGAGGGGCUUUGGGAGUGUGGACUGUCCUACGAGUGCAGAACCCUCCUGUUCAAGGCCAUACACAACCUGCUGGAAAGAUGCUUGAUGGACAAAGGAUUUGUGAGAAUCGGAAAAUGGUUCUUCAAGCCACACGAGCUGGAAAGCAAGUCUCUGGGCAGCAGUGAGCACCUAUCAUGUUCUUUCUCCUUCUUCCUCCACGGGGAGAGCAAUGUGUGCACAAGCGUCGAGAUCGCCCAGCACCAGCCUGCAUACCACAUCACAGAGCACCACAUCCGACUCGCACAGACCUCCACCACGCCGGUGCAGGUGGUACUGAGUCCAUACGGUCUGAGCGGUACCCUAACGGGUCAGACCUACAAGAUGAGUGACCCGGCAGCACGAAAGCUGAUGGAGGAGUGGAGCUACUUCUAUCCCAUGGUGCUUCAGCAGAAGGAGGGUGGUGGUGAGAAAGAACAGAGAGAAGAAGCAUGCCAGGCCUAUGAUCGCAGCUCUCAUGUGGCAGUGGACGUCAUUGUUGGUGGAGUAAGGAUGACCUACCCAGCUGCUUUUGUGCUGAUUGCUCAGGGGGACCUACCAGUGGAACAGCCUCCACCUGUUCCUACAGCUCCGGGCCUCAACAAGGAGCUGAACAACUGCAGCGUGCCGCUGACGCCGCCAACAUCACCAGAACAGACCUGCUCUGCAGACAGCGGCUUUGUGACCUCAACCUCUCAUGUCCCUACGCCAGACAGCAGCAUGGGGAUCACAAGCAUCAGUCCAAAGCAUUCUGGGAAGAAACUGACCCACCAGAUGGUCCAUCAGGCCUGGAAGGAGUGCUAUCUAAACCAUUCUCAGCUCAUACCAAACCAGACAACUGAAGGGACGCAGAAAAAGGAAGUGCCAAAUGGCGUUGCCACGUGGAACUUUAAUGAUCUGGGAGAUCGAGCACCCUGCAGCUGCCCCAGGUUAAAGCAGCAGAAGCCCAACAUGUUUACCGCGUCCACUGCCAACCCUCAGACUUGUGCCAGCUCUGUGCUGUCUUCUGGCCCCUCAUUACACCCCACCUCCUCCCUGCCCAAACAUAAGACAAGUGACAAGGCAGAAAAGGCUGACAAACAGACCAAGAGGCCGGCUGUGAUUCCCUUCCAUCACCGUCUACCGGUCAUGCCAGAGACCCCCUUGGAACAGGACCCUCCCGGUGGGCCUCAUCUCAGCAGUCUUGCAGCACUCGAGUCACCGGUGGAGCCGUUGGCAUCUCUGCCAAGCUGCAAGUACUCUAAGCCCCUCUCCAAUGGCAGAAAACCCCCCGAGUCUCUUCUCCAUUCACCCAUGUCUCCACUUCCACCCACUCUCAGCCCACAUCCUCGGAUACAGGACCCAGAGGUUCUGGAUGGCCCUGUGGACAUGCCCAUGUGUCCAGAUGGGGCUUCGGGGUUAGGGGUGAUUACCAGUGAGACUGCCAUGUACACUACAAUGCUGAGGCAGAGGGAGAAUGGGGUUGGCUGGUGGAGAGGCUUCAGGACUCCCAGGACAACAAAGAUUGACUUCAGACCUCCUGAACUCCCGACAGAUAAACUGGAGGAAAUGAGAACAGAGACAACUGCUGAGGGAGGUUCCUUCAAGAGACUGUACACUCAAACUCACAAGAGAUUUAAAAUCUCUGAAGAGAGGGUGAAGGAACACAUCCACACACUGGGAUUGUUCGAGCAGCCGGUUGUAGAGGCGCUACGAGAACGCGGCGAGGAUCCUUACGACUUCAAGGAGGGAGACAUCGAGUACCCUUUUCCAUCUUCCAAGAGAGGAAAGGGUUCAAACAGAGAGCCCAGUAAGAAGGCCAAGGGAGAGGAAAUCACCAGCAAUGGUGCGGUGCCUGAUGGAAACGAUGCUAUGUCUAUUUUUAACUCGGCUCCAAAAUCAGAUGAUUUGUGUCAGGACGACGCUGCUGCUAAAACCAACCCUUCUCUGACCAGAAAGGAAGAUCUGGAGGUCAACAUCUCUGAUCUAGACAACAUGUUUGAUGUAGAUGAGGACUUGGGGCCCACAAAGCUACUAGUAUCAACGGAGGAUCGUCUUCUUGGGAAAGAUGCGAGAGCUAGUGUACCUUAUCCAUCAACAGUAGCAGAUCUCCAGCGGAUGUUCCCCACCCCUCCUUCUCUAGAGCAGCACCCAGCUUCCUCUCCCAUCACCCCAUAUCGUGACACCCCAAGUCAAGAGCCCCCUCCACCCAGCAUGGUGGCUGACCACCUACCCUCACUGGCCUCUGCUCAUCUCGCUGACAACAGUAUGGAGACAGAGGAGAGUGCAGCUAGUCCCAGACAGGAUGACAUCAAGCCACAGAUAGGCUCCUCCAUGUUUGCUCCACUGCCGUGUCUUCCCAGCCAGAAUCUACCGCCACUCAAAAUUCCAGAUCAAUGUUUCUAUCGUCCAUCUUGGGCUCUCCUGCCCAAAAUGGAGCAUUUCACCACCAUAAUGCAUCCCCAGAACACUGCUUUCACCAAGGAUGGAUACGCGAACGUUCCCAGUGUCAGCACCCUCACAGACCAGGAGUAUGGUCAGAUGAGUGCCACCACUGCUUCUGUGAGCACCACGACGGGCAUCCUACCAUCUCCUGCUACUCCACGUUUCUCUGUGCCCACUCCACGGACUCCACGCACGCCCAGAGGCAUCAAUACCGCAGGUUCAGGACAGGGUUCAGUGAAGCAGGAUGGUACUGAGCUCAGCUCACCAGUCUCCACCCCAUCUACCAGCCUGCCUCUGAGCUCUGUGGAUCCCUUGACUCGGCCAGGGCCGUCUCUGCCUGAGGCCCACAGCCUGUACGUUAUCCUUCUGCUCUCAGACUCCGUCCUUAGCGUCUUUAAGGAUCGCAACUUUGACAGCUGCUGCAUCUGUGCAUGCAACCUGAAUGUCAAAGGAGCCGAUGUAGGGGUGUACAUCCCAGAUUCCACUUGUGAAGACCAGUACCGCUGCAUGUGUGGCUUCAGUGCCAUUGUGAACAGGCGGCUGGCUCAAGGCACAGGUCUCUUCCUGGAAGACGAGCUGGAUAUAUUUGGUCGAACUUCUGAAGUCGGUAGAGCAGCUGAGCGAAGACUUGCUCUUUGCCACCGUGACCCAACCAUGGUGGUGUCCAGGACCAAGCAGCUGCAGGAUGCAGGCCCAGCCUCCCCGCCGGUCAUGAUUGUUUUGCAGGAACAAUGCUCCCAGCCUAUCUCCUCCCUAGCGUCACUCCAUCUUCCCCUGAAUGCUUCCAGUAAUGGCCGCAAGGGGGCACUCCUUCAAAGCUGGAUGUCUGAGAAGCAGUGGGCAGAUGGGAGCGAUGCUUGCGUGGACUGUUUCAAUGCUUUGGAUCAGGGGCUGCAGUAUGUGGACAACCCCACUGGAGGGAAAGUGGAUCUGGCUGUUGUCAGAAGUAGUGCUCUUCAUUCCUGGCCUCACACUAAUGUGGUGGACAUGAGCAGGUUGUCGUCCCAGGAUAUGGUCCGCAUGCUGCUGUCUUUGCAGCCUUUCCUGCAGGAUGCCAUCCAGAAAAAGAGGACAGGACGAACCUGGGACAACAUCCAGCACGUCCAGGGUCCACUCACUUGGCAGCAGUUUCACAAGAUGGCUGGACGAGGCUCUUACGGUUCUGAGGAGUCGCCAGAGCCCCUGCCUAUUCCGACAGUAUUACUUGGCUAUGACAGAGAGCGGGACUUCUUGGCAUUGUCCCCACUAGCGUUGCCUUUCUGGGAGAAACUGCUGCUGGAACCUUAUGGAGGCCAGCGAGAUGCAGCCUAUUUAGUGGUGUGUCCCAAUAGCCCCACCCUACUCUCUGCAGCUCGGUCCUUCUUCCUGGAGCUCAGUACAGUUUAUGAGACGUGUCGUCUUGGAAAGCACCGUCCGCUGUCCAAGGUGUCCCGAGAUGGAUUAGUGCAUGUUGGGGAGGACGUGGAGCCAGAAAAGCUGGAGGAGCUGAAUGUGGAUCAGUGGAUGAGUGGACCGUGGGUUGGACAGCAGCACACCGACAACCUCGGCAAACUUAAACUCUAUGCUUAUGCCUUUAAACAGCAGUUAGGUCCUCAGUUGUCCACUCUGAGUCUGGACGGCAGUCUUUUGUUGCCUCCUAAAGCCCAGCCUCCCUUAACCACGCCCCCAUCGGGGCAGCCCCCAGCUGUAGAAGGAGAACAAACAUCAGGUGCGACAAAUACAGGAAAUGAUUUAACCCCGAGUGGAGCUGCCUCAGGCCAGGUGGGGGAGGCAACCCAAGGGGGGUCCAGCGACUCGAAAGGUCUCCCUAGUUCCACACCCCCACCCAGUGCACCAGCAGAAAACACUGACGUCUCCUCGGAGCAGUCUAGAAUUGGCGUUCCUACCUUGGCCGACUCGGCGGAUGGACUUGCGAACCCACCAGCAAUUGUAAUUUACAUCGUAGAUGCUUUCGUCACCCCGUCUAAAAUGAGAAAUGAAGGAGAGGAGGAGGAGGGAGAAGAGGUUGAGUCGGGCAGCGUUUGGCUUCUUGGGCUUCUUCGCUGCUACACUGAGAUGUUGCAGCAUUUGCCGGAGAAAUUGAGGCCUGCACUGGUGCUGCAGGUGGUACCGUGCCAGUAUCUGCUCCAGCCAGCCAGUGGAGAAAACCACUUGUAUCUGCAGCAUCUGCGCUCCCUGGCUUUCUCGUGUUAUUCCCAGUGCAGACGGCUGCUACCCCAGAAAACACAUAUCAAGUCCCUCACCGGGUUUGGGCCAGUAUCUACUGUCAGUUCUGCACUAAAGAGUCCAGAGUACCCCAGCCCACUGCAGCUGUACUCUCCGCCAUUUAUCCUCGGCCCGACUCGCUCCAAGCAGCCAGAGCCGGGGGAGAUUUGGGCUGAACUCCCACCCAAAUACAACGUGCUCUUUGUGGGAUACUGCCUGUCACAUGACCAGCGCUGGAUCCUGGUGUCUUGCACUGACCAGCAGGGGGAGCUCUUGGAAACCUGCAUUAUCAACAUUGAUGUACCCAACAGAGCAAGGCGCCCCAAAGUAUCCGCCAGGAAAAUGGGACUACAGAAAAUGUGGGAGUGGUGUAUUGGCAUCAUUCAGAUGACAUCACUGCCGUGGAGGAUUGUCAUUGGUCGGUUAGGCAGACUGGGCCACGGGGAGCUGAAAGACUGGAGCUCUCUCCUCGGGGAGCACUCCCUCCAUUCAAUUGGACGUCAGCUGAGGGAGGCUUGUCGUAUGUGUGGGUUCUCAGCUGCCGACUCUCCCUCCAUCCUCAGUGCCUGCCUCGUAGCCAUGGAGCCUCAAGGCUCCUUAGUGGUCAUGCCAGAUGCAGUAACCAUGGGCUCUGUGUUUGGACGCAGCACUGCUCUGAACCUGCAGACGUCGCAGCUGAACACACCUCAGGAUGCUUCUUGCACACACAUCCUGGUCUUUCCGACGUCUGCCACAACCCAGUUGGCACCAAGCUCCUAUCCCACAGAGGACAACAAUGAUGACAUGUUUGAUCUCCCGUUUCCUGACGAACUGGAGAAUGACAUCGGCCAUGACAUGAUGUUGAUCACAGGAAACCUUCACCCCUCCCCCAACACUUCUCCUGUGCCCUCACCCGGGUCACCGUCUGGAAUGGGAAUGGGGUCACAUUUCCACCACGCCAGGAGUCAGGGAGAGCGCUUGCUCUCCAGGGACAACCCCCCUGAGGAGCUGAAACAGCAGCCACUGGCUCUGGGCUACUACGUCUCCACCGCCCAAGCCAACAGACUUCCUCACUGGUUCUGGGCCUCCUGCCCACAAGCUGAGAACCAGUGCCCACUCUUCCUCAAGGCGUCUCUCCACCAUCACAUCUCCAUCACACAGUCGGAUGAGAUCACAUCUGACAAGACUAAAAGGACCCCUCAUCCCUUAGACUCUAAAACCACCUCUGAUGUGUUACGGUUUGUACUGGAGCAGUAUAACGCCCUCUCCUGGCUGACGUGUACACCUGCCACACAGGAUCGCCAGUCCUGCCUGCCUGUUCACCUGGCGGUUCUGAUCCAGAUGUACAACGCCAUCCUGAACACACUUUAGCUCCACGAACACACACGUGUUGUUGUUCCUCGUUUUGACCACCAGAGAGCACCAGAGGUCUUCUGAUGAACUUCAUGGCCAAGAACUGGGCAAAUCAAACUCAUAAAGGAUCAAAAUUGUGGCGCUGGACCUCUGUUGCUCUGUGACGACCCCGUUUGAUGUAAAACUGCCUUUCAUUGUGCAUGUGACAAGAAAUCAGAAGGAUUCAGCAAUGGCGCAAUCUCCCAGUGGAAGAAUCUGAGGAGGCUAACACAAACAGACGUUUUUAUUGGAUUCUUCUGCUACAAGGAGAGGCGUCUAACCAGCAAAUCGGCAUGACAACACAAAUACACAGCUUUAUUACAUCAAAGACGUUUCUAUGGCUCUGUAUAGAACUGCACUAGCGAGUUCUCGGCACUCGCAGCUGGAUGAUGAACCCUUGGUUUUUUUUCUUAAAGUUGGAGCAUUUGGUUUUGGCACUUGUCUCCUCACCUUCCAAAGUGUUUCACAUAUAAACACAAUGGAAAUUUGACCAGGAAAGAUGUGUUAUUUAUAAUGUAAGGCAUACAUUCAUAAAGAAUUGAGACUUAUUUUUAAUAUUUAAAAUCAUUACAAAAAAAAGUCUUUUUUUCCCAGCUGCCUGUUAAUCGUUCUGGGAUCUAAAAUAAAAUUUGUCAAUUUAAUGCAAUUGUAAAAAUGCCAUAUUUAUACAGAUUAUAUCAUGUCUUAGAAUUUGAUAUAUAUAUAUAUAUGAAUAUAAAUAUAUAUAUAUAUAUAAAUAUAUAUAGAUAGAUAGAUAUAAAUGUAUAUACAUAAAUAUGUAUUACCUCUUCCAAACAGGCACUUAUUGAUGAUGAUUUUUUUUGGGGGGGGGCACAGCCGACUCAAAGUAGGAUGCUUUUUUUUCUAUACAUGCAGACAUUUUUACUUUUUUAUUUAAAAGUUUAAGUUUAAUUUAACUUGAUGCAGGAGAUAUGGUAUACUGUACAUUUAUGAAGUAUUCGUUUUCUGCCCAAAUGAACAUGAAUUAAACUAAAAAAUAUGGCAUUUCAAUGUUUAAAAUGAUGCUUUCGUUUAUUGGAUUCCAUAAAUGAUGUCAAGCAAAGCAUCAGAAAGAGCCUGUUUUUAUGUUUGUUUGUUUUGUUACAGCCUCCCUAAGUCGGCGCUUUGUUAGCAUGUCUGUAUAUACACUUUGGAGGUGUAUUUCAUUAUUAUUUUUAUUAUUUGGAGGGUGUUUAUCUGAGCUGUAUAUUUCAUGCUGAUUGGGUUAUUUUAAAACAUUUGUUUUAUUGUUGAUUAUUUCUUUUUAUUUUAAUACCCAGCAUACAAUCCAACACUCAUUUCAUUUCAGCCAAGAAGUUCAAUUGCCAAGUACGUGUACAGAAAUGUACAGACAAGAGCAAAAAUUUGUUACGUCUGUUAUCACUUUGAAUAUAAAACAGAUCACUUUUGCUAAAAGUGAUCUGUUACUUUUACACUCUUUUUUUAGUAAAUUAUUAAAAUUCUUGAGAAUGAA
Molecule: messenger RNA, 7976 nt
Organism: Nothobranchius furzeri (turquoise killifish)
Lineage: Eukaryota; Metazoa; Chordata; Actinopteri; Cyprinodontiformes; Nothobranchiidae
Source: RefSeq, a predicted model, not a curated record